Cephus cinctus (wheat stem sawfly) is the source of this 2591-nucleotide messenger RNA. Its product is annotated as zinc finger and BTB domain-containing protein 17. Gene Ontology annotation, biological process: regulation of transcription by RNA polymerase II. NCBI's taxonomy places the organism in Eukaryota, Metazoa, Arthropoda, Insecta, Hymenoptera, Cephidae. The transcript is spliced from 6 exons. Gene Ontology annotation, cellular component: nucleus. The record is from RefSeq and is a predicted model, not a curated record. Bases 290 to 2416 code for a protein of 708 amino acids. Gene Ontology annotation, molecular function: DNA-binding transcription activator activity, RNA polymerase II-specific; RNA polymerase II cis-regulatory region sequence-specific DNA binding.
CCAGUGGCCAUUUUGCUAUCCGUUGAUAAAUGCAUGGCAUUCUCGUACCGACUGGUUCCUACCGCGUUCCAGAACGAAUAUAUAAAUUGAAAUAACACUUCAGGAGAAUAGACACUGUGCACAGAUUUUGUUUUAUUACUGGCCAUAUCCUGGGCCAGGAUUUUCAUAAAUUUGUUAAACAUUCAAUGGGUCUGGGUCGGCAGCCUUGUCUACUUGAAUGCACAGAUCGUAGAAGAGUUUCCUGUUAGAAUAGAUUUCGACUCCAUUAACCUUUACAGGGUAGAUCACUAUGGAGGUUGAAGUGAUCGAAGUGAAGGACCUGGGGGAGAUAUUGAACCAGGCAGAGGAGGGUGAAGAAAUAAUUUUUGAAUCUGAAGCUACUGAAGAUGGAGUUGAUGAGGAGGUUGAAGAGAUUGUGGAAAUUAUUGAAGAAAUCGAAGAAGUUGAAGAGGAUGUAGAUGAGGAGGAGCAACAUGAUCUAGAGAAUAGCAAUGGGACUACUAAUAAAUCUGCAGGAAAUAGUACAACAGAGAUGCAUACUAAAGUGCAAUCUGAAGAGUCUGGACAUUACAGAAGAGUCUAUAGUUCGGGCAAAGAAUUUGCUAAAAAGUCUACCCAGAAACACUUAGAUAAUGGAACCUCUAAGGUGAAAAAGCAGCAUGUGACAUACGAUGUUGAUGAAGACUGGGAAGAUGAGGAUGCUGAUGAAUCUGAAUCGAGGCAACAUAAUAAUGAGAUGAGUCAGAUUCAACUAAAGAAUAACAAGAAAACGUACAAUAUUAGCAAAAAGUCUGUAAAUAUGCUUAAUUCCGAGAACACUGGAACCUCCUCUGCUGAAGAAGUCAUCUUGAAGGCCAACAAAUCUGGAGUGCUUCUUGAAUACGAUCACAGUAUAAAUGAUGCUGCUAAUGAAGAGAAUAGCGGCCAUGAGAUAGUUAAGAAUACAGAGAAUAAUCUGGUUUAUACUGUACUAGGUUCAAAGAAGUCAGUUGGCUCUUCCAAGGGUCAAGAAGAGAAAAAUUCUGGUGCCAGAUUUCUUAAGGUCGAUCAAAUAGAGGAUAAUGCAAUCCCCGUUGAAGGGACCAUUUAUUACGAAGGAGAAGAAAUGCAAACCCUCUACGUGGCACAUUCUGUGAAUGAUAACGAACAGUAUCAAUACGAAGGUGUUGUAAUGGAGCAAGAAGGUUGGGAAACAGCGAGUCAGGAAGAAGGUAGCCAGCAACAGCAGCAGCAGGAAGAAGAAAAUUCUCAGGAUCAGAUCUUUCUCCACGAGGAUGAAGAUGGUCAGCUUUACUUCAAGGACGACACAGGAACGUUGCAGCCUGUUUACUUGACUGCGGAUGGAAACUAUGCAAUUGCUGAGGCCAGUAGCGACGACCAGGAUAGUCAAGAGAGUCAGAGUCAUCAGACACAGAACUCUAGGUCAUCAGACGAUGGAAAUUGUACAGCGGGUGACAUGGAAUAUCGAAAUAACAUAGAAGAUAAACAAGACUCCAUCAUCCCAAGUUCCUCACUCAGCGAAAUGGACAACGAGGACAAUACCGUGACAAUAUCCCUAAUCAUUUCUGAGGAUGAGCACGGCCAGAAGAGAACCCAAGUAAUAAUCCCCACCACGGAUACUCUUAAAUGUGAAAUCUGUAACAAAUCCUUCAAGACAUCCUUCCAGCUGCUACGACACAACAGACUAAAGCAUGCAAGAGAGGAGGACAUCACCACCAGAAACUUUCCCUGCGACCUUUGUCCUAAGAGAUACCCGGAUCAGAAUUCUUUGGCGCGUCAUCGCAAGACCCACACCGGGGAUCGUCCUUUCCAGUGUCUGGAGUGUCACAAAAACUUCCCUACGUCGACGGCACUUCGCAGGCAUCUUACUCUGCACAACCCUCAGUCUCGGCCGUUGCCCUGUAUCUACUGCGGUCGACGCUUCCUCGAGAAGGCUAGUCUGGCUAAGCAUGAGCAAUCUCACCUGGCUGGUGACCAAAGGACCCAUACCUGCGACAUCUGUCACAAGUCCUUCAUGCACGCGAGCGAUCUGAAUCUUCAUAAGAAGAAUCAUGACCCGGACAAGAAGUUCGACUGCGAGGUGUGUGGUCGGGAGUUUAAUCGGUUGAACAAUUUGCAGCGGCACAUGAUGGUGCACCAGCAACAAGGAGCUAAUGAGGAGAUACUCUCCUGCGAUGUCUGCGGCAUAACCUACAAAUUCAUGAGUUCUCUCACGAGACAUAUGGUCACAACCCACAUGAACCCGGAAAAGCUGCGCCAGCAAGCCGAGGAGCAACGUCGCAAGCGUGAGAAUAAUUACAGACGUUACCUGGAAAACAGGAAGAUGUAUGAGACUCAGCAUUCUGGGAGUUACGGGACCAAGAGGGGCUAUCAUCAUAACUCCAGGGUCUUGAAUGACGACGAUGAUAUUGCUUGACUUUCGCGUACGUGACGGGGUCAGUUUUACGGACUAAUUGCAUUUUCUUCAGUGGACUUUGGACGUGCGAGAUCGAUAUAAAAUAAAUUGUAUAAUUUACUUUAAUGAAUCCCCUGUAGAAUGACAGUGCAUGAAUAAAUACGAUGUCGUUUCUAUUGACGAUAACAGAAUUCAA